This is a messenger RNA of Sphaeroforma arctica JP610, 2380 nucleotides long. RefSeq lists its product as hypothetical. The coding region runs from base 83 to 2380 and encodes 765 amino acids. The record is from RefSeq and is a predicted model, not a curated record. The transcript has 5 exons. Gene Ontology annotation, molecular function: protein binding. Lineage: Eukaryota; Ichthyosporea; Ichthyophonida.
CAUACACAUGCAUAUGUGACUUACUUCCGUACACGCAUAUGCGACACAUUCAAAGUUUAGGGCUUAACUACCUGUCGCCGCCAUGAAAUUCGGCAAGCGUUUGCUCACGGAGUCCUAUCCUCCUUGGUCGAGGCAUUAUCUCAACUACAAACAUCUGAAGAAGGUCAUCAAAAACAAUCCCAGAGCAGAGCCCAGUCCCUUCUUUUUCGAACUUGAUCGGGACCUGGAAAAGGUCACGGCCUUCUACCUCAGAAAAGUAGCCGAGCUGAAAGACAGAUUGGAGCGACUAAAGCGCCGGAGUGCGGUCUAUACUAAAGCCCUACAGAAGAACAAGAUGGCCACGGAAACACUCAUCGCAUCGUUCAAGGCAUUCUUGAACGAGAUCGGAAUCCUGCAGGAAUUUGUGAGCCUAAAUUCCACAGGAUUCCGAAAGAUCCUGAAGAAACACGACAAGAACCUGCAACUGCAAACACAAGAGCUGUACCUCUCCUCCAAGGUGGCUGUGCAGCCUUUCACACUUGAUGCGAAGGAACUGGCACAAAUGCAAGAUGGUGCGCGGAACAUGCUUGACGUGCUGAGCAAAAGCGCAGCCGACGCAGCGUCUGUGAUUCCACCCUCGCUCUCUGAAAGUGACCGCUACGGCCAGUUGAUUGAGCGAGUUACAGCACGAGAUCUCAACGGCACGUCGAGUAUACUCGCGAUAAUGAAAGCCGAUCUGACCAAAAGCGAUACGAUGUGGACUAAGGAGGCCAUCGAGCUGUGGACAGUACCUGCGUUGUUGCGCGCAUGUGAUAUGGGCCACACAGAGAUCAUCUGCGCCAUACUGGAUAGUGAGCUUGCGGAUAUCGACUCUGCAGAUCCGGUCGAUCAUGGUAGGUCGGGCCUGCACAAAGCGAGUAAGAAUGGUAACCUAGCAACGGUGGAGCUUUUGCUGAAGAGGGGCGCGGAUCCCGUUCUGCUGGACGCACACGGCCGAACCUCGUUGCACUAUGCGGCUAUCGGUGGCAAUGUGGAUGUUAUUGAAAAGUUGUUAGAACUCAAGAUCGACACCACGAUACCAGACAGCGAGGGCUACUUGGUCAUAUUCUACGUCGUGGCCCAGAACUCUCUGAGUUGCGUUGCCAAGUUUCUUGACGGCGGGGUGCCUAUCAACCAACCCUGCAACCUGGCGGGUAUGUCACCGCUAACUGUUGCGUGUAGCUACGGUCACACAGACAUGGCGAAGCUCCUACUGGUGCGUGGUGCUGAUCAGACGGUGUGUGACGAAGAUCAUCUCUCCCCAUUGCAUGUGGCUGCCCGUGCGGGGCACUCGGCGUGUGUGCGUGUGCUGCUCGAGAGCGGGUGCAAUGUCAAUGUGGUACAACCCAGUACGAAACGCACCCCUCUGUUCGAAGCCGCGUCAGAGGGCAAUCUGGAAUGCGUGAGGAUUCUCCUCGAAUACAAAGCCGUGCACUGGAGCCCCGAUGCUGCCGGGUGGCUGCCGCAUGUACACGCAUUGUUUCGAGGACACGUGGAUGUUGUGCAGCUGCUGCGGUCGCUACCGACGCCACAGCUGUCCGAAGAUCUGGUGCAGUCUGCGGCAAUUGACGAGCUGGAGGCGAAGAAGAAGGUCACGAAUACAGCACCCCCGAGCGCCGGUGCAGAUGACACAAGCAUACCGCCAUUCGAACUGCCGCCUCCAGCGGUCCCGUUCCGGCACUACGGACACUCUUACCUCAAAGAAACCCAAUUGCGGAUUCGCCUGGGGCAUACCACUCAAAUACGCCAAGGAGGCGCCUCCGCGGGUCACAUGCAAGGCCAGGAAGUGCAGCCGCCGGCGUUGGGGCGGUCGAGUUUGGCCACGUUCCUGCCGCUGAAGAACGAGUUCUUGUCCAUGCGGCUGAUGGUGUCGCUGCAGGCCAACCCAGGGGAGCAGCAGAUGGUCAUGUUGCCCAUCGAUCUCGAGGAGGAGCCCUUGAUCUUCACGGCUGGGUGCGGAGAUGAUUUCUCGUUACAGAUCGAGCUGCAUCCCGCUUUCGAGAGCCAGCAAAGCGGUAUUAUCGGCAAAGGGGUGCUCCCACCAGCAUCGUUCGAAGAUCAGAGCGGCGUUGUGUCCUGUGCGAUCAUAGGAAAGGACCUCUCCUUUGUUUGCGAAAUCCUGCUGACGUAUCUGGUGAUCAGUCCGCUGAAUAGAACUCUGCCGGAAACCAACACCUACUGGAAGUCGACACAGGUCGGUUUCUACGUCGAUUUGGAAUGGUGGCGAAUACUAGUGGCAUACACGACCGUUUUUGCUAUAUGGUUUUUAUUUGAGGGGUAUGCUUAUGGGAGUGUGGGUUCCUACUACAAGUUUAUUGCUUAUGUACACUUACGGCACAUGAUCAGCUCCACGACGGCCUGA